Octopus sinensis (East Asian common octopus) is the source of this 2404-nucleotide messenger RNA. Its product is annotated as glutamate receptor ionotropic, delta-2-like. Gene Ontology annotation, cellular component: plasma membrane; postsynaptic membrane. The record is from RefSeq and is a predicted model, not a curated record. Lineage: Eukaryota; Metazoa; Mollusca; Cephalopoda; Octopoda; Octopodidae. The annotation marks the transcript as partial. The transcript is spliced from 10 exons. Gene Ontology annotation, molecular function: glutamate-gated receptor activity; transmitter-gated monoatomic ion channel activity involved in regulation of postsynaptic membrane potential. Gene Ontology annotation, biological process: synaptic transmission, glutamatergic; modulation of chemical synaptic transmission.
UUAAUUUGUAUUAUUAUUAUUGUUAAGGUGGCAAUCUGACAGAAUCCUUAGCACGCCAGACAAAAUUCUGAGCAGCAAUUCGUCCGGCUUUUACGUUCUGAGUUCACAUUUUGCCGGGGUCAACUUUACCUUUCAUCUUUUCAGGGUCGAUAAAAGAACCAGGCGAGCACUGGGGUUGAUAUAUACGACUAAGCCACCCCCACCAAAUUUCAGGUGAAGAAAAGCGUCAGACCACUGCUGUGCAGUAUAGUUUCCGUGUUUUCACCUCCAGGCACAUUUAACCAUGACCCCUGAUGACGAAUGAACCUUAAAUUACUACCCGAAUCUUUGGAUCUUCUUGCGCUCUAAACACCCACCUUCUGUCCACAGUAAAAGAAUGAAGUUUACAUUUCCAAUUAUUUUUUUUAUAUCAAUACCCAGUAUUUUUGGUGUAUUUGGGGUUUGUCAGACUUAACCAUUUGUCUAUGUAGCACGUGACUGCGAAUAACAAAAUAUUCUACACUCCUGUUGUUUUGUUUGAUCUGAAGGUCUUCUACUCGAAGAACCGAUCCAAAAGGAGAACAAAGUCGCAGAAAGAGCGGCCCAUUUCGCUUAUAUGUUAAACGCUUGCGACCUUCAGUCGGUUACAGUGGAGACAUUCAUUCUAAAGCAACAUGAUCCCAUUAAUAUUAUUUUCCAACUCUCGGAAUUUCUCAAGAAGAACAUGACAGCAAUUAUCUCGAAGAUUUCGUGCAGCACGUUCCAUUUGCUGAAUUCACAGCCAAAGGCUUGUAAUUUGUUGCACUUCACCAUUAUCCCACCGUUCUGUGGUGAAACAUCUCUAAGUUCUAAUAACUGUAACGUCUUCAGUCUUCGAGAGAGAGGAGAAUAUCUACAAACAGCCAUCAUUGACUUGUUAGUGGAGCUGAACUUCAAGAAGCUGACUAUAUUGGUUGAUGAAUCCAGCUCAGAAACAGCCAGUGACCCUCUGUUCCAGAAAAUAUCAGACAACUACAUUAGAAUAAGGCCUUAUAAAGCGGACGACGACCUUAGUGAGAUUUUCUUAUCAGAAACGAAGACAUUUGAACACAGUUAUUAUCUCCUCUUGAUGAAACCGUCGCUUGUUAGACAUGUUUUCAAUGUGGCCUCCAAGUUCAAUAUCCAUUCAAGUAAGAUGUACUGGAUCAUCGUGUCUUCCGAUGGUACUGUAGAUUCCAUGUUUGCGAACGGAACUCUCGCGGCCAUUGGGCGAAACGUUUUAAUUAUUCGCAAAUCGUGGAAUCGCGCUCAAAAUACUAGUUGCAGCUACAAAAUAAGCGUGAAACCUCAGAUGACGUUAAUAGAUGCAUACAUUGCUGAUGCCGUCAUACUGCUUGCCAAUACAAUAGCGGAGCUUAUGAGGAAAGACAGAAUAACAGCCGACACCGGCAAGGAAAACUUUACUGAACAUGUCAAGGCUGACAUUUUGCAGAAACAUUCUUCCGGAAUUUUCGUUUCGGCAUCUUUCGACGAUGACGGAUUCAGCGCUAACUCUGCUUACAACAUGUUCAGUAUGAUACAAGAUGACAACAACGGGCGUGUACUCGAGAAAAAAGUGGCUACGUGGAACCGAGUGAAUGACCUCACCAUUCUAAGUAACUUAUUUCCUUUAGAACCAUCAGGAUUUGGCAAUGUUACGUUCCGAGUCGGAGUUCUUUUGACGGAGCCGUACACUAUGAUUAAAGAUAGCAAAUAUGAGGGCCUGUGUAUUGACAUCUUACGAGAAUUGAGCGAGAGUCUUCAGUUUAGAUACGAACUAAUUGACACCAGUAAUUUAGCUUCCGGUAAUAAACAACCCAACGGAAGUUGGAAUGGUUUGAUUGGAGAGGUCAUGCGGCAUGAGCUGAAUCUUUCCAUCGGACCGUUCACCCUGACUGAAGAACGUGAAGAGGCCGUAGCGUUUACGGUGCCAUUUGCCGUCGAGAAGCGCAGUAUUCUGGUGAGAAGUGCUGCAGCUUCAGAAGAGAGUGCAUUUCGUAUGUUGCGACCUUUUCAACCCCUGCUGUGGCUUGCACUGGCUGGAGUUAUUGUGUUGGUUAGUUUCACCUUGACCUUCAUCAACUGGUUGAGACCAGACGAUUCUUCUCUCGAUGACGGAUGCAACAAGGACGACUAUAAAAUCGCUUCAACAUUUUGGAUGCUUUUCACUUACCACAUGCAACAAGUUGUGAUCAACGAACCAAGAACGGUUACAGCUCGUUUCCUUGUCGGUUUCUGGUGGAUGUUUAUAAUUCUGAUGAUCAACUACUACACGGCCACUCUCGCCUCAACGCUCACCAUCACCGUCAAUGUGGCACCCAUACAGAGCUUGUUACAACUCUCUCAGCCAGACUGUGAAUACAAACCCAUAGCCAUUUACGAUUCCAGCACUUAUGGAACCUUCUUA